GAUACUGAAGCUGUAGGAUCUGGCCAAAGGAGAAAAACAAAAGAAAACACCGCAGCGUAGUUUGAAAGUGUACACCGGUCUCCCAACUGGGACAAGUUUGUUUUUCCUCUUCGCAUCUGACAGCUCACGGGACGGCUGGAGAGGAGACAGCACAUUGUUGUUGUUGUGUUUUUUUUUUAACCAAGUUAGCUGCUAGGAGGAUAAGGAAGAAAAAAAAAAGUCUCACAGUGUGGUUUACACAUGGCAGUGUAGCAGAGCAUUUCACAGCGAGACAGAUAGCUGGAUGAUUCUGGACUCUUGCUGAGUGUACAGAAGUUUUGCGGGUUUCCUGCCCGAUCGCUGAAAGAAGCAUGUGGCUGAUUGUUUUUUUUACUUUGGGCUCUGAUCUCGUCUUAGCUUCAGGCUACAACUCCUUUCGGAAGAGCAUGGACACUAUCGGGAAGAAACAGUACCAGGUCCAGCACGGGUCGUGCAGCUACACUUUCCUCUUACCGGAGACGGACAACUGCCGUUCUUCUUCCAACACCUAUUUCUCCAACGCCGUGCAGAGGGAUGCCCCGCUAGACUACGACGAUUCAGUGCAAAGACUCCAAGUGCUCGAGAACAUCAUGGAAAACAACACCCAGUGGCUCAUGAAGCUGGAGAAUUAUAUCCAGGACAAUAUGAAGAAAGAAAUGGUAGAGAUGCAACAGAACGCAGUACAGAACCAUACUGCAGUGAUGAUUGAAAUAGGCACCAAUCUGCUAAAUCAAACGGCAGAACAGACCCGCAAAUUAACAGAUGUUGAAGCACAAGUAUUAAACCAGACAACCAGACUUGAGCUUCAGCUUCUAGAACAUUCACUUUCCACCAACAAAUUGGAAAAGCAAAUAUUGGAUCAGACGAGUGAAAUAACCAAAUUGCAAGAGAAGAACAGCUUCCUAGAAAAGAAAGUCCUCGACAUGGAAGACAAACACACAGUUCAACUCCAGUCCAUAAAAGAUGAAAAAGAUCAACUUCAAGUAUUAGUAUCCAGACAAAAUUCUAUAAUCGAGGAAUUGGAGAAACAACUAGUGACAGCUACAGUAAACAAUUCAGUUCUUCAAAAACAGCAGCACGAUCUCAUGGAAACUGUGCACAACUUGCUUACGAUGAUUUCGUCACCGAACUCUAAGAACUCCUUUGUGGCUAAAGAAGAACAAAUCCUGUUCAGAGACUGUGCUGAGGCGUACAAAUCGGGACUCACGAGCAACGGCAUCUACACGUUAACGUUCCCUAACUCCACAGAAGAGACAAAGACAUAUUGUGACAUGGAAUCAGGCGGCGGUGGAUGGACGGUCAUUCAGCGGCGUAUAGAUGGCAGCGUGGACUUUCAUCGGACAUGGAAAGAAUACAAAAUGGGAUUUGGUGAUCCGGCGGGGGAGUAUUGGCUAGGAAACGAACUUGUUUCCCAGCUGACUAAUCGGCAACGCUAUGUCCUUAAAAUUCAACUCAAAGACUGGGAAGGAAACGAGGCAUAUUCAUUCUAUGAACACUUUUAUCUCUCCAGUGAAGAACUCAACUACGGGAUCCACCUCAAAGGACUUACAGGGACAGCAGGCAAAAUAAGCAGCAUAAGCCAACCAGGAAAUGAUUUUAGCACAAAGGAUGCCGACAAUGACAAAUGUAUUUGCAAAUGUUCACAAAUGCUCACAGGAGGCUGGUGGUUUGACGCCUGUGGCCCUUCCAACCUGAACGGAAUGUACUACCCGCAGCGGCAGAACACAAAUAAAUUCAAUGGGAUUAAGUGGUACUACUGGAAAGGCUCGGGCUACUCUCUUAAAGCCACAACUAUGAUGAUCCGGCCGGCAGAUUUCUAAACGUCCAGUCUCCCCCCCGGAAUGGCGUGUUAUAUUAUCUUCAAAGACUUCGUUUGCCAAGCUUUAAACGCCCAGCUGCCUCUUGUCUCGUUUCCCACCUCAGAAAACACGCGAUAUUGCUCUGAAAGGAUCAACGUGUUCAGAUUCUUGAGCUCGGUAGUCUUCGUCAGCUAAACAUGCAUUACUCAGCUAAUGGCUAAAAUACGGCUAAAAUAUGAAGUGGCGGGGAAUCGCAACGAUCUGGAAGAAGGACUAUUGGAGAGAAGAAAAUUCCAGGUCGAGGCAUGGUCUGACAAUUUAAUGACUCUAUCGUCACGGCUGCCUAUGCUCUAUGUGAGGUGAACAGUAAAUAACUGGAACUGUGAAAUAAGCAUAUCUAUAACAUAGUGUUAGGAGUGUACGUUUGUGCCUCACUAAACUUAACACAACACUUUUGAUAUACAAAACAGUUAAUCCUGAAUUUGCAGCCCCAACUGUUUGUCUCAUAUACUGUUUGUAGGUUGUGUAAAUAUAUUUAGGGUUCUAAAUUUUGCCUCACUCCUUUCGUUAAAAGGAUAAUCAUUUCCUUUUCUCACACCCCUGGCGUCAUUUUAGAAGUGAUUCAGGGGUUUGUGUUGGAUUGGUUCUUGGAUGAUUUAGUUACUAUGAGAAGAAGAGAGAAAAACAUAUUUAAUGCUUUUUACUCCUCCAUUUAAGUGUUCGAAAUUUUAUCCAGGGGAAAUUAGUAU
Messenger RNA from Tachyglossus aculeatus (Australian echidna), 2566 nucleotides. It is a transcript of the gene ANGPT2, whose product is annotated as angiopoietin 2. The coding region runs from base 351 to 1838 and encodes 495 amino acids. The transcript is spliced from 9 exons. Gene Ontology annotation, biological process: Tie signaling pathway; angiogenesis. The record is from RefSeq and is a predicted model, not a curated record. Lineage: Eukaryota; Metazoa; Chordata; Mammalia; Monotremata; Tachyglossidae. Gene Ontology annotation, molecular function: receptor tyrosine kinase binding.